Molecule: messenger RNA, 345 nt
Organism: Pelobates cultripes (western spadefoot toad)
Lineage: Eukaryota; Metazoa; Chordata; Amphibia; Anura; Pelobatidae
Source: the annotation of a GenBank genome assembly
AUGAGCCAGACAGAGAUGUCCACCUGUUCCAUCCCUCAUACACAAAGGGUAUUUCAGGAGGCUGUAAGGAAAGGGAACACCAAGGAGCUCCAGUCCCUUCUACAGAACAUGACCAACUGUGAGUUUAAUGUCAACUCCUUUGGACCUGAGGGUCAGACUGCCCUCCACCAGUCUGUCAUUGAUGGGAACCUGGAGCUGGUGAAACUUCUGGUCAAGUUUGGUGCAGACAUCAGGUUGGCCAACAGGGAUGGAUGGAGUGCCCUACACAUAGCAGCCUAUGGAGGCCACCAAGACAUUGUCCUCUACCUUAUCACCAAGGCCAAAUACUCCUCCAGCAGUCGGUAA